AUGAACUCAACGGCGAACGCAUCAAGCGAGUUUUGGAACUGCGCUACUUUGUUUAGUUCCAAAGCUUUUAUCGGAGGAACCGUUGCCUUGUGUCUGAUCACUGUUGUUUCACUGGUUGGAAAUUCUCUCAUUGUAAUGCUCGUUUAUAAAACGACAAACUUAACAAAACCCAUAAAUUAUUUUAUCGCAAACAUGGCCUCGUCCGAUUUGCUGUUUAUACUUUUCAGGGGCACCCAACGAGGAUAUACUUCAAAACCACUUAACAUAGCAUUGUUGAACGUAUUUUAGUAUUUGAACGGUAGAUAUAGGCAUAUUUUUAUCCCCUAAAAACUUUUCAUCUGUUCGGAUUUCCUAGCUGAAAGUCUAGUGAUCAAAACUUACCUUUUCGAAAAUUUCAGCCAGGAAAAGGCUCCCGAAAAUUCUAGGUGGCCUUUUUUAGGGUAAAUAUCCGUGUAAAAUGGGUAAUUAUACCAUUUUCUAGAUGUUCGAAAAUCCUAGGAGAGGCAGGCAAGCAAGAAAUUUUACAACAAAUGUUCCGAAAAUUCUAGUUCUCAAAUCGUCUUCCGAACAGAUAUUUUCCCGAAAAUUGCCGUUGGAUGCCCCUGACUUUUCACUUGCCCUUUGCUCCUCGCAAGGUUGUACACAUCAUGGUUUAUCGGUGGCCACUUCGGCCAGGCUUUGUGUAAGUUUAACACUUUCUUUCCAGCAGUUUCCGCAGCCGUUUCGAUUCAAAAUCUGAUGCUGAUAGCUGUGGAUUGAUUUGGAGCCGUGGUAUUUCCACUCAGUUCCCCACUUAUCAGAUCCAAGUUGUGUCCCUUCUUUAUUCUCGCCACCUGGAUAGUUGCAGUAGCUGUCAGUUCGCCAUACUUGUUCGCCGUGAAACUGGUUGA
Molecule: messenger RNA, 890 nt
Organism: Porites lobata
Lineage: Eukaryota; Metazoa; Cnidaria; Anthozoa; Scleractinia; Poritidae
Source: the annotation of a GenBank genome assembly